AUGAGUGAUGAAGUCGUUACUGUAGUUAAAAGGAGUAAGGGUCAAACACAGGAAAACAUCCAAGAUAGACCACUUCAGCGUCAUUACUACCAGGGCUCUGAUGCCCUGAUCUUUGUUGUCGACAGCAAUGACAGGGAUAGAAUGGAGCAGGCAAGGGACGAGCUGCACAGUAUUUUGUCAGAAGAGGAGAUGAAAGAGGUGGUCCUUCUGGUUUUGGCCAACAAGCAGGAUGUGGCCAGUGCCCUCAGCAGUGCUGAGGUGGUUGAAGCCCUGGGGCUGAAUGCCAUUAGACACCAGUGGUAUAUCCAAUCUGCGAGUGCCAUAAAAGGUGAUGGAUUAUUUGAAGGAUUAGACUGGCUGACAAACACACUGGCCAAUAGAAAGAUGGAAGAAAUGCUCGUCAACCCUGUCAAUCAGACUGUUUCCAAGGCAACAGGAUUGGCCAAGGAGGGGGUGGGUCACAUUGCCAAAAGGUUGCUGAAAAAGUGGUUCACUUGA
Lingula anatina is the source of this 498-nucleotide messenger RNA. RefSeq names its product ADP-ribosylation factor 1-like. The record is from RefSeq and is a predicted model, not a curated record. NCBI's taxonomy places the organism in Eukaryota, Metazoa, Brachiopoda, Lingulata, Lingulida, Lingulidae.